CUGCAAUUUACAUAACGCCAUCUAAGUACAUAUAGGAUGUACUGUUUGGUCGCCAAGCUGACCCCUCUAGAUUUCCUAUAGAUUCCCUAUAGAUUCCCUACAUGUACGUCACUAGAGGGCUCUAAUGAUGUUACAAUAGCGGGGUAGCUACAGGCUAGCUCUACACUAAUAUAACAGCUACACAGCUACAUUAGAAGCCAUAACAGCCACAAGUAUAACGCCCAAGUACGGUAUGAUACAGGUAUGGCACCUCCAACUUAGUAUUCAACUUAGUAUUUCAUCAGAACCAAUAACAACCAUCUACACAUCACACCAUACUAUUUAUUUCAUAUCCUUUUAUCCUUUCUCGGAUAUAUUUCAUGAAAGGAAUGGGUCAACGCCAAGAUCCAUGGCAUUCUAAAAAAGAACCUAGGUAAUCUUUUACGUGUGUAUUAUGGAAGAUCAAUUAUGUGUGCAUGUCCGCUCAGCCAAGCCUUCAACUCGGCUGCCGAGCGUCGGCUAUCUCCUCUCUCCCACUUGGACUCUCAAGCAUCCAACCUCGAGAUUCCUUAUAUAGAAUUCCCUUCGUGUAGCCCAGAGCCAAGUCUAUUGAAAGCAUCAAUAGCUUAGUGAUCAACUCUAAAUGUUACAGGAACGUGUUUACGUUUACUUACACGUUAACUCCGAAGUCGACAGCCAUGUCUUUAACAGUUCUUUCGGACGAUCAAAUUAACGGCUUGCUAGAGAGCCUUAACCACGACGAAGCUCAAGAACUGAUCGACACGCUCAGAAAUGCUCUUCACGAGUACUCAACCGGUACACAGUCCAUAAAGGAUGGAAUCGUUCACCAACCCGAGCGUGUAUCGGUACAUUCUAAUACCACUGGCACGACUACGCUUUUCAUGCCUUCGAUUAGUAGACUUGGCCAUGCAGUAAAAGUUGUUACUUUGUCGUCACCAUCAACAGAUAAAUCGGUAGAUACGGCACUGCCUCUCAUCCGACCUACCGGCUCGGUGACCCUCUACUCUCCCCAGGGUCCUCCUAUAGGCUUCCUACACGCGAAGACCCUUACCGCUUUCCGCACCGCCCUUGCUUCCUCUUGUCUCCUUGCAAAGCGCGCUUCGGUCCGAACCCUUGUUGUGUUUGGUUCGGGAUUACAAGCUUACUGGCAUAUGCGCCUAGCGUUGAUGUUGCGGGGCGAUACCAUUCGCCAAGUAUACAUUAUCAAUAAAACGUUCAGCGAGAGCGCCAGGGCUACGUUUAAGAAGAUAUGUGGCAUAUCUCAGGAUAUCAAGCAGCGCGAGGGGUGGGAGCAGGCGCAGUUUAGCGUCCUAACUUCGACCUACGUGGACUAUGAUAGACUGCUGAAAGAUCACUUGAGGGCGGCCGAUGUGAUCUACUGUUGCACGCCAAGCACCGAAGAUUUAUUCGACGCCAGCAUACUGACAAGUCACGAAGGUCGAAGAAAAGGUAGGCUGGUUGUUGCGAUAGGGAGCUAUACAAAGGAGAUGCGUGAGCUGCCUCGAGAGCUGCUACUCCAGGCUGUCAAGACACGUACAGUCGGAUAUCAUUAUCAUAAACACGCAACAGAAGGCGGUGUCAUCAUUGUGGAUACUCUGGAUGGGGCACUGAAGGAGGCGGGCGAGAUCAUUGAAGCAGGCUUAGAGCCUACGCAACUCGUUGAACUAGGCGAGCUGGCCAUGAUUCAUAGACUGGCAAAGGAAGAAGAGGAAGCGCUUAUAUCACAGAGCUCAACCGAAGCUUCCUCUAUCAAUGAGUUUUCCGAAAGGUUGGGCCUCACAUCAUCCGGGUCGGCCAUGUCAACCGUUUUCGGGUCCGAAUCGGGUAACUCGGCGUCGGGCAGCGGAGGUAAGCGAUCCUCGUCGCGUAGCCCGAGUCGGAGGAGCAGCAGCUGCUACUCCUUGCCUUUCCACCACCAUCGGCGAGGUUCGAGCCAGGGGACUGCGGACGAACAGCGGCAAAAACAGCAGCAGCAAGCGGGGCAUGACCACCACUUGGCGCGUUGGCUUUCGGCUGGCAAUGUUAUUUAUAAGAGCGUAGGAUUGGGGCUCAUGGAUCUCGUAGUCGGAUUUGAGGUUAUACGACUAGCAAAGGAAAGAGGGCUGGGUAGCCACAUCGAUGGAUUCUCGUAGUGCGAGAAAAGCCCGUUGGCAUCCAUCAUAUUAGAUGAUCUGGGGCCGUCUACAUUCUGCCGAGAUCUGUUCCGGCAUAGGCGUAGACGAGAGAAGCGAUAACAGUGGAUUUAAAAAUAUGCUAUGCGACUGAAUUAUAUUAAUUAUUGACAUUUAUUUGAUAGAGAUGGGAUGGUAACGAA
Molecule: messenger RNA, 2314 nt
Organism: Daldinia vernicosa
Lineage: Eukaryota; Fungi; Ascomycota; Sordariomycetes; Xylariales; Hypoxylaceae
Product: NAD(P)-binding protein
Exons: 3
Coding region: 678-2132 (484 amino acids)
Cellular component (GO): cytoplasm
Source: RefSeq, a predicted model, not a curated record